AAGUCGUUAAAACUCAGCUGAACUCGAGCCACACUAUUGAAACCUAUCUUACAGUAUCCGCAAUUAAAAUUCGAAAAGGUCUGUACCACUGGACUUUCUUUGUAAAAGCAUUUAAAAAAUCUAUUUCUAAGAAAGGUAAACUAUAUUGAGUUCAUUUAUGACUUGUAUUUACUUAAAUUUACUUCAUAUUUUUGAAACCGGGUUCUGAGCGAAAAUACAUUCUUAACGGACAAGCCUGAUAUAUUACAAGGAUUUUCUGUUACUAUAUCACUAUCCAAUACUUUGCAGAUAGACCUAUAGAAUGGAGAUUAAUCAAACUACUGUACAAAGUCUUGUUGAGUGCUUAACAAAAACACUUUCACCAGAACGCUCCAUAAGACAACCAGCUGAGAGCUUCUUGGAAUCAAUUGAAGGAAAUGAGAAUUUUUCUGUUAUCUUAUUGAACGUCAUAGACUGCGAUAGUAUUGAAUUUCAUGUGAGAGUUAGCGCUGCUGUAACAUUUAAAAACUUUGUCAAAAGAAAUUGGCGAAUUGUUGAAGAUGUUAACAAAAUAUGCGAUAAAGAUAGAAAUUUUGUCAAGACCAGUAUAGUUAAUUUGAUGUUGAAAAACCCUGAACAAAUUCAAAAACAGUUAAGUGACGCUAUUAGUGUUAUUGGGAAAGAAGAUUUUCCUAUGAAAUGGACGGAUCUUUUGAAAGAGUUUUCCACUAAAUUUCUUUCACAAGAUAUACACAUCAUUAAUGGUGUUUUAAGAACAGCACACUCAUUAUUCAAGAGAUAUCGCCAUGAGUUUAAAAGUCAAGAACUAUGGACCGAAAUUAAAUAUGUAUUGGACAAUUUUGCAGAGCCUUUUACUAAAUUAUUUAUCGAUAUGAUGAAUAUUGCCAAUGAAAAUGCAAGCAAUCCGGAAAAUUUAAAAAUCAUUUUCAGCUCUCUUGUAUUGAUUUGCAAAGUAUUUUAUUCUCUCAAUUAUCAAGAUUUACCGGAGCAUUUUGAGGACAAUAUGAACAUUUGGAUGGGUCAUUUUCAUACCUUAUUGACAAUUGAUAAUAAAAUUUUACAAACUCAAGAUGAUGAAGAAGCUGGUUUACUUGAACAAGUUAAAUCACAGAUUUGUGACAAUGUUGCGUUAUAUGCACAAAAAUAUGACGAAGAAUUUAGUUCUCAUCUACCUGGAUUUGUUGAUGCAAUUUGGAACUUAUUAGUUGGAACUGGUCAACAAGUGAAAUACGAUCUCCUCGUAUCGAAUGCUAUUCAAUUUCUUGCCUCUGUGGCUGACAGAAAUUCAUAUAGAAAUGUUUUUGAGGCUCCAGGAACCUUGCAAUCAAUAUGUGAAAAAGUUAUUGUUCCCAAUAUGCAUUUUAGAGAAGCAGAUGAGGAAAUGUUUGAAGAUAAUCCGGAAGAGUACAUUAGAAGAGAUAUUGAAGGCUCUGACGUUGAUACAAGAAGGCGUGCUGCGUGCGACCUUGUCAGAUCUUUGUGUCGAAUGUUUGAAGGUCCUGUAAUUGAGAAUUUCUCCAGCUAUAUUCAGGCAAUGUUACAGGAGUACAGUGUUAAUCCGAAGGGAAAUUGGAAAUCGAAAGAUGCUGCAAUCUAUUUAGUUACAUCGUUGGCUGCGAAAGGAGCCACACAGAGACAUGGUAUUACUCAAACUAGUGAACUUGUUAACAUAAUAGAUUUUAUGAAGACUCAUGUUUAUCCUGAUAUUGAAAAUCCGAAUGUCAAUGAAAAUCCAGUUCUAAAAGCAGAUGCAAUCAAAUACGUGAUGGUGUUUAGAAGUCAACUUCGUCGUGAAGCUCUUGUAAGCUGUAUACCUGGUCUUAUACGUUUAUUAACAGCGGAAACUCAAGUCGUUCAUACUUAUGCAGCCCACGCUCUUGAAAGAAUUUUUACCGUUAAAUUGGAAGAUGGGCCAGCUGUGACCAAAGAAACGCUAAGUGUGUUUGUAGAACCGCUGUUGACGAAUUUAUUUGCUUUACUUGAAACUACUAAGUCAGCGGAAAAUGAAUAUGUUAUGAAAGCAAUCAUGAGAAGCUUCAGUCUUUUACAAGAAAAGAUAGCACCUUACUUAUCUGGCUUGCUCCAAAAAUUAAUCGAGAAACUUAUGCAAGUAGCCAAGUGGCCCAAGAAACCUCACUUUAAUCAUUAUAUAUUUGAAACAAUAUGUGUGGCUAUUAGAGCAAUGUGUAAAGCUGAUACAGCUGCCGUUGAAGUAUUCGAGAAAGGACUAAUGCCAAGUUUUCAAGAAAUUCUUCAACAAGAUGUCCUUGAAUUUAUUCCCUAUGUGUUUCAAAUUUUAUCACUGCUCCUCGAAUUGCACCCAGCAGGGGGUGGUGUGCCUGAUUUAUACAUUGCUCUUUUCCCUCACUUAUUACAACCUGUCCUUUGGGAGAGAUCUGGAAAUAUUCCAGCCUUAGUUAGGCUCUUACAGGCGUUUAUAUCUGUUGCUAGUUCGCAAAUUGAGGGUAGCAAGUUGGAAGGAUUACUUGGAAUAUUCCAAAAGCUAGUUGCUUCGAAAACAAAUGAUCAUGAAGGAUUUUACAUUUUAAAUACUUUGAUCAACACAAUGUCAAAGGAGCGAAUGGAACCAUUCAUUCAGCAGAUAUUUGUGUUAUGCUUUAGAAGAUUAACAAGUUCCAAGACUACGAAAUUUAUAAAAAGUUUCCUUAUCUUUAUGUGUGUUUUCACCAUAAAAUAUGGAGCAAAUGUCUUGAUUCAAACAGUUGAAUCUAUUCAAGAGAAGAUGUUUGGUAUGGUAUUAGAGAAAUUAUUUGUGCCAAAUGUGCAAAAAUUGACAGACACAAAGGAAAAGAAAAUUUGCGCAAUUGGAAUUACAAAUAUAUUAACUGAUGCUCCUAUUAUGCUUACGAAUUUUCAAGCUUUCUGGGGUCAACUACUUCAGUCUUUAAUCGGGCUUUUUGAAUUGCCUGAAGAUAGCAGUAUACCAGAUGAUGAACAUUUUAUAGAUAUUGAAGAUACACCAGGCUAUCAGGCUGCCUAUUCUAAAUUGGCUUUUUCUGGGAAAUCUGAGUUUGAUCCAUGUGCUAACGUAGAAAAUCCAAGAAUAUACUUGGUAAAAGGCCUGCAAAAAGUUUCUCAAGCCAACCCUGGAAAACUACAACCACUCAUCACUGCAAGUUUACCGCCUCAGGCUACUGAUUUUCUACAACAAUACUUGAAUCAAGCAGGCGUUAUGCUAUCUUAAAAUUUUGUUUCCUAAAACACCGAGAGUCAUCUGGUUUUUUGAAAAUCAAGGCGCAGCUGCCAUUUUAUUUAUAUCUGCAAGAAAGCGAUUUUUAUAAAUAAAAAGUUCUCUAGUGUAUUUUU
Dimorphilus gyrociliatus is the source of this 3327-nucleotide messenger RNA. NCBI's taxonomy places the organism in Eukaryota, Metazoa, Annelida, Polychaeta, Dinophilidae. The record is from the annotation of a GenBank genome assembly.